Molecule: messenger RNA, 840 nt
Organism: Colletotrichum truncatum
Lineage: Eukaryota; Fungi; Ascomycota; Sordariomycetes; Glomerellales; Glomerellaceae
Source: RefSeq, a predicted model, not a curated record
AUGGUUCAAUAUCAAAUUCAAGACACGGACAACCGCACCCAGGGCCGCCUGGCUCUGGUGACGGGUGCAAGCGGUGGUAUCGGUUCGGCCGUCGCACAUAGCCUGGCUGCAGAGGGCUGCGAUGUUGCGUUGCACUAUUCUUCAAGUCAGAGCAAGGCAGAGGCUUUGGCCCAAGAGCUUCGCACAAAGUACCCCUUGCAACUCUUUCACCACUUCCAAGCAGAUCUCUCAUCGCGAGAGUCGACUCGGAACCUCGUGCCAAGCAUCUUCGCCAACAGCGAGGUCGCCCAAAAGCACAAGGCCAUCUCGAUUCUAGUCGCUAAUGCAGGCCUCGGACGCCGCAUUCGCGAUCCCGCCGACAUUGGCGAGGAUGACUGGGACGAGAUGAUGGAGGUCAACGCUCGCAGUCAGUUCGUUGUCACCAAGGCUUGUCUCCCGGGCAUGCGCGCUCAGGGAUGGGGUCGCGUGGUGUUGGUGGGCAGCAUCGCGAGCCGGGGAGGCGGUAUCAACGGUUGCCAUUAUGCGGCUACCAAGGGUGCGCUCUGCUCAAUGGGUCUCAACUUGGCAACGCUUUUGGCCCCGGAAGGAGUUACCGUAAACAUCGUUUUGCCCGCCAUGAUCGGGGCAACUGGCAUGAUCGCCACGCCAAAGUCAAAGACUUGGGACAGCAAAGACGAUCUCGAGGCUUUGAGAGCCACGGAUCCCGGGCUUGCAAUCGCCGCGAGUGUUCCGGUUCACCGUCUCGGAGCCCCUGAAGAAGUAGCAAACGUUGUCAAGAUGUUCGCCAAAACAGGAUACUUGACAGGCCAGGAGAUCGUCCUCAGCGGAGGUCUAAAGUAG